Messenger RNA from Cicer arietinum (chickpea), 822 nucleotides. The record is from RefSeq and is a predicted model, not a curated record. Lineage: Eukaryota; Viridiplantae; Streptophyta; Magnoliopsida; Fabales; Fabaceae.
UCCUUUUGACAUUCACACUAUAAAACCAACCAUAAUCUACAAACCAAUCACAAACUCAAUCAUAGAAACAAACUCUACCAUUCAACAACAUCAAUGGGUAAUCAUAACUCUGUUCUAGAAGAUAAUUCAACUGAACCACGAUACGUUGAUUAUGCUCCAACUCAGAGGAGGCGUUCAACAAAAGCAAUGAAGAUGUCAGACACAGACUAUGAGCAACAUGGUAACAACAAACCACAAGUUAAUGAUGAAGCUUUCUCUAAAUUCAUUCACAAUGCAAAGAAAAAAAUCCGAAGUAUGUCAAACAUUGGGCAUCAUAAGAAUCAGAAACGAAACACUGCAGCAGAUGUAGCUAAUAAUAAUGUCGACACUAAAACAACAAACGAAAAUGAUGCAGAUCGGUUUUCUCAUUUUAUUCAGAAGACUAGGAAGAAGUUGAUGAGUGUUACAACUAUAAAGAAGAAUCAAACCUUCAAAAAGGGAAAAGAUGGUGGAUACUGAAACCAUUAGGUGUGUUUAUUGGGGAUUUGGAUUUGCUGCAGUUUGAAAUUAUUAGGUGUGUUUAUUACUAUUAUUAUUAUUAAUUUUUUUUUUUUUUAAAUUUAAAAACCUGUAUUAUAUGAUCUUGAUCCAAAAGUUAUAUUAUAUUGAUAUUAAACAGCAAUUUAGUGAUAUAUACAAGUUAUAAAAAUAUUUUCUAAUAGGACUCUUCUGUGUUGUUUUGUGUUAGUUAGUUCUUUGUAACAUUUUGGUCUUUGAAUGUAUUUAGUUGUAUUAAGAUUAUUUGUGAUCGAUUUUAAGUUUCAUUUUAUCUGUAUUCUACAA